AUGGCGCGGCUGUGGAGGGGGAGGAGGACGAUGAGGAGGAUUAGGGAUUCAGAGAAGCCCAACAUUCGGAGAUUGCAGAACGGCCUCCGGGCCUCGACAUCCGUGCCGCUAAGCACGCUUUUGAACUCGUCCUUCAAUUUAUCGAGACCAACGUUAACACUUUCAUCUUCGCCGCCACACAAGAGGUUCACGAAUGCAAACAGUUUCGGGUUUGCUCGCUCUAAACAAGAAAGGACCUUAUUUGCAUCAUCAUCAUCAUCACCCUCGCAAUUAGACAAGACUGAAAGUAAGCAGCCGCAAAGCCUAUCGUCCGGCCGAACUCCAUUUUCGACGGAAGUGUUAAAAACCCUCACCAAGUCAUCGAUUUUCUUGGAUUUUCCCAGGCAGCGCAUUAGAGAAGUGCAUCCCAUGACGUUAAGCUGUAAACCCAUAUCGGACAUUUCUUGA
Striga asiatica is the source of this 447-nucleotide messenger RNA. The record is from the annotation of a GenBank genome assembly. Lineage: Eukaryota; Viridiplantae; Streptophyta; Magnoliopsida; Lamiales; Orobanchaceae.